AGAACAUCGUUCUUUAAAAGGUUACGACGGUUUGAAGACAUCACGAUACGAAUCCGUGGAUCGGCUUUUUCAAGAAGUAACGAGCGUUUACAGAGAUUCCGAAAUCGAUUGGAUGCUAGUGUACAAUGCAGGUUGCACUAUAGAUGAUACAGUUCUACCCGAGCAUGUGACAGAACCCAACGAUCUCGAUCGCUUGAUUAAUGGAACAUUCAGAUUGUUUUUAGCAGCUCUUCCUACGCCUCCAACAAUCGUCACCAUAGCCAGAUCUAGUGAGGAUGAUUAUACUCCUCUUGAAAAUGUUGACCAAAUUCAAGUUGACGUUCUCGACCAACUUCGUGAACGACUGGGAUCGGAAAUAGAUAUCAAACUGACUUAUCAAGACGAAGAACAACUGUAAUUUUAAAAAAAGUAAUCUUUUAUAUUCUUUCCUUUUAUCCUUUGUCCUUUUUAUGGUUUGUCAAAUAAAAUAAUAAGUAUAAUAAUUAUAUCUAUUUUGUGUGUAAUUUCACUUGUACGCAUAACUGCGUG
Molecule: messenger RNA, 528 nt
Organism: Cyphomyrmex costatus
Lineage: Eukaryota; Metazoa; Arthropoda; Insecta; Hymenoptera; Formicidae
Product: UPF0489 protein C5orf22 homolog
Exons: 3
Coding region: 113-397 (94 amino acids)
Source: RefSeq, a predicted model, not a curated record